Stylophora pistillata is the source of this 901-nucleotide messenger RNA. RefSeq names its product pyrroline-5-carboxylate reductase 3. NCBI's taxonomy places the organism in Eukaryota, Metazoa, Cnidaria, Anthozoa, Scleractinia, Pocilloporidae. Gene Ontology annotation, biological process: L-proline biosynthetic process. The record is from RefSeq and is a predicted model, not a curated record. Gene Ontology annotation, molecular function: pyrroline-5-carboxylate reductase activity.
UUUUCAAAAUGGCGGACGAACUAAAGGUUGGAUUUAUCGGAGGCGGAACCAUGGCAAGAGCAAUAGCCAAAGGAUUUAUUGCGACAAACACCGUCAGAGAAAGUAACAUCAUUGCAAGUGCUACCACGGAAAAAACACUAGCUGUCUGGAAGGAUAUGGGCUGUCAAACAACACUGAUUAAUAAGGAAGUUGUUGAAAAUUCAAAUUUGGUAUUUUUGGCAGUAAAACCUUACAUAAUAGUUCCUGUAGCAAAAGAGAUCAUGUCUUCCAUUGACACAUCUAGACACCUUGUUGUGUCGGUGGCUGCAGCCAUUACAACAGAUGCAAUUGAGGAGAGUUUGCCACCAUUUACUCGUGUUAUACGAGCAAACCCAAACUUGGCUUGUUCUGUUCAAUGUGGUGCAUUGGCAUUCUGUAAAGGAAGGUGUGCAUUGGCAGAGGAUGUACGACUCAUAAAAAGACUUCUUCAAACUAGUGGUAUGUGUGUGGAGGUGAAAGAAUCUCAGAUGAAUGCAAUUACUGCAGUUGGUGGUAGUGCCCUGGCUUUUUUCUUCCUUGCCAUUGAGGCAAUGAGUGAUGGUGGUGUGAGGGUGGGUUUACCAAGAGCUUUGUCAAUGGAUCUGGCCAGUCAGACAGUUCUAGGAGCAGCACGGCUGGUGCAGGAAACAGGAAAGCAUCCGGCUCAGUUAAAAGACGAAGUUUGUUCUCCGGGUGGUACGACGAUUGCUGGAAUUCAGACUUUGGAAAGAGCCGCAUUUAGAAGCUGCUUCAUUGAUGCCGUGGAUUCGACAACAAAACGAGCAGCAGAAAUUGCUGAGCUACAGAAAUCUAAAGAAAAAUAAGGGACGAAUUGAUAUGUGUCUCUGACUGUUAAUGAAUAAGAAGAAAGCUCCUUAUGAAG